Messenger RNA from Nerophis lumbriciformis (worm pipefish), 1351 nucleotides. Its product is annotated as galectin-4-like. Lineage: Eukaryota; Metazoa; Chordata; Actinopteri; Syngnathiformes; Syngnathidae. The record is from RefSeq and is a predicted model, not a curated record. Gene Ontology annotation, molecular function: carbohydrate binding.
UACUGUCGGAGUGCCGCUCCUCUGCGGGGUCAAAGGUUAAUGUGCGUGCUGCACCUCCAAAGUCAACAUGGCGCCUUUCCCUGCUGGCCGCUAUAAAGGGAGACCCCCCUGCCAGUGCGCCUCACCCUGCCCACGCCAUGGCUUUUGUCGCUCCUCCUGGUUACCAGCCCGUCUACGGCCCUACCAUCCCCUACUUGGGGCCCAUCUAUGGAGGUCUGAGGGAGGGAGCGUCCAUCUACAUCCACGGCUCUGUGCCGGACAACAUCACCAGGUUCUUCAUCAACCUGCUGUGUGGUCAGUCUGAGUCCAGUGACAUCGCCCUCCACUUCAACCCUCGCUUUGAUGGCAGAGACAAGGUGGUCUUCAACACGCGGCAGGGGGCGUCCUGGGACAAGGAGGAGAAGGUCCGGGACAUGCCCUUCAGCAAGGGGAAGGCCUUUGAGAUGGUCAUCGUCUGCUCCUCACAAGGCUACCAGGUCAAGGUGGACGGCAAAGACUUCCACACCUUCCAGCACCGCCUGCCUUGGGCCCGAGUGUGCGGCCUGCAGAUCGGAGGAGAUGUGUCCAUCCAGACCAUCAACAUCAUGGGGGGCGGAGGAAUGGGCGGAGGAAUGGGCGGAGGCAUUGGCGGAGGCAUUGGCGGAUGUCAACCAGGAGGAGGUCCAGUGGGAGGAUACCCGGGCGGAGGCAUGGACUGUGGAGGGGGUUACCCAGCAGACUGUGGGGGGCAGGGGGCAUGUCCUGGAGGAACUAUGGGAGGAUUCCCAGGAUCCAACCUGCCCAGUAUGGGAGGCCAGCCCGUCUACAACCCAACCAUUCCUUACUCCAGCCUGAUCCCAGGAGGAAUGUUCUCCAAGAGGACGCUGGUCAUCAGAGGCACGGUGCCCUACAACGCUAACAGGAUCAGCAUCAACCUGAUGGCGAGCAGGACGCGAGACAUCGCCCUGCACGUGAACCCCCGGCUGAAGGAGGGCGUGGUGGUGAGGAACAGUCUGAUCGCUGGUCGCUGGGGUGCAGAAGAGCGCCAGCUGAGCAACAACAACAAUCCCUUCAAGGAGGGACAACCUUUUGACGUGUCCAUCCGCUGUGGCAGCGACCGCUUCAAAGUCUUCGUCAACGGCCAGCCGCUCUUUGACUUCUCACACCGCCUGCAGGCUGUGGGAGACAUCGACACGCUGGAGGUGGACGGCGACGUGCAGAUCUCAUACAUCCAAUUCUGAAGCAUGUCACACACACAUCGCCAUGGAAACCAGACAGGUUUGUAGAAAAGGACAAGUUUAUAAGAAGUGACACAAUAAAGGCGAAGGCACUUCAGUCCACAUUCAACAUGAAGCUCACUUCUUCUCACAAU